CAAACACAACUCCCACAUCAAAAACAGUUGAUUCAAGAUGGCGGCCGAGGGCGAGUACGAGUCGAUCUUGUGCGUGAAAUCCGAUGUCAACGUUUAUCGCAUCCCGCCGCGAGCUUCAAACCGCUCAUACAGGGCAGCUGACUGGAAGCUGGAUUCUCCAGACUGGUCUGGUCGAAUGAGAGUCACAGCCAAAGGCCAAGUGGCGUACAUCAAACUGGAGGACAAGAUCUCAGGGGAGCUUUUUGCCCAGGCCCCAAUUAAGGAGUAUCCCGGUGUUGCACUGGAAACGGUCAGCGACUCUAGCCGAUACUUUGUUCUGCGGAUACAGGAUGACAAUGGUCGCAGUGCUUUCAUAGGAGUUGGCUUCGGGGACCGAGGGGACUCUUUUGAUUUCAACGUGGCUUUGCAGGACCAUUUCAAAUGGGUGAAACAGGAGAAUGAAAUCAGUAAAAGUGCCCAGCUCGGGGAUUCAGGACCAAAACUGGACUUAGGCUUUAAAGAGGGACAGACCAUCACACUCAACAUCGGGCAAGGUAGAAAGAGGGAUAAACCCCGCCCACACAGCUCAGGUGGGUUUGGACUCCUCCCACCACCACCUGGAUGCAAGAUAGCCCCUCCUCCCGUAUCAGGCUCAUCCAAUCACAACAUAGUUCCUGAGAUGGGAGGCACAGCAACAGGCUGCCUGUUGGAGCUGGACAGUAGCAACUCUAACACUGUGGUUCAGUCAAACCCUAGUUCAGAUCUUUGGGGAGACUUCUCUGCUCCUGCAAGCUCUGUUCCAUCACGACCACAAGACACCGGGAACUGGAUCCAGUUUUGAGUUGUUGUGAUUUCCAUCUCGCCUGCAUCUGUCUGUAGCUUCCUGUGCAUCACACUGAGAUUAACUCCCACACACUGAUCCAAAAGCAGAGACCUGAAACACUACAGCUAUAGAAACAUCCCAUGACAUUUCAAGAAUCAUAGUUCUUUCAGAUAUUCUUGACAGGAAAUGAAGCAUUAAUUUGUUAAAGCCAUUACUUAUGAUAUGAGCCAUGUCCAAUAAUAUUUAAGGGCUAUGUGUGACGUCCCUGAGAGGCAGGUUUUCCUCUUUUAUGUAUCUGCAUCGUCUCCCGCUACAGAUGACUCUCUGGACAGAGCUUAACCUUUAGAUCUGGCAUGUUUAUGUCACUGCAACAGCUCCCCCUGCAGGCACUGCAGAGUGCUACAUCUUAAGAAAAGGCACCAGUGCUUUGCAUAUCCUGCUGUAAAUAAUGUGCAGUGAGCUACAGAGCUUAGCUAAAGUGAAGGCUACAUUAACUGUAAGACACAAAUCAAAAAGGAAAUUCAGACAUUUUUUUUUUAUUGCUUUACAUUUGGCACUUAAAUCUUAUUUUUGUCAGCCUUAUUAUUUCUAAUUAAAUUAGAGAUUUCAUAAUUUCAGUGAUCCAUGUAACUUGUUGAUGAUAUAAAGUCCUGAAGACAGAACAGUUUGAGAUAAAACACUGUUUUACCUCCAUUUGCAAGAGUUUUCACUUAGAAACGUUGGGUUUUUAGUCUGAGCAGGGGGUUAAAUGACUGACUCGUUCCCACCCUCACACUGUGAAUUGUGGAGUAGUACAGCCUUGUCCACACGUCUGAAAAGAUCUGUAUUUAAAAUAACUACUGUAGGUCUAAAGUGGGGUUUGAUUUCAUAAUGCAAUGGUGACUUGAAGAUGAAACUUCAAAAUGUUCAGAUUAGCUUUGCUUUGUGGGGUAUGAAAACUAAAUUGUCAAGAUUUCAACUCUUCUCUGAACUCAGAUGCAAUUCUUUGCUUAAACCACGUUUAUCAUCUAAACUACUGGUAUAGUUAUCGCCAAUUAUCAAUUGUACAGUGUUUAGUGUGAUUAAAGAAACACUGAGAUGAUGAAGAUAAUGUGGGAUGAGAUACUGUAGGAAGAAUGUUUUAAAAUAUGUUUAUAGAAAUAUAUGGAGUACAUUAACAUUCCUUUCUGCUGUAUCAUAUCUAUAUAUUUAUGUUUACAAUGUAAAAUCAUAUGUGUUUACUACUGGGGGCUUGUUAUCAACAGGCUUAUUUAAUUAUGUAGCUCUGAAAUCAGUAGCCAAAUCCAGACACACAUUCAUAACUGUCAAUUAUAUACAUUUUAUUUUACUUAAAUAAACUAAGUAUUAAUUAUUUGGUGAUAGGUAUUUGUUUGCUGACAGUAAAUGAAAACUACUGAAAUACUUAAUUUAAAUUUUUUUUUCUUUUACUCCUGUGAAAACAGCAUCUCAUCCCAAUUAAGGGAAUUAAAUAAAUGAGGUAAACCAGGGCAGGAAUGUAGGACUAGAUAUCAGCAAUUUUGCAUGAAAAGCAGUUAUUUUCCUCAAAGAUUAUCAGAGGGAAGAUCGAAUGUGGGGAUGGUUGGCAAGUAAAUCUUCAGAUUCACUUCUUGCCUGUCCACCAGAUUUACAUUUAGAUGUUUAAAGAGCAGUCUUUCUGCAUCCCCUGCAUCUCCGAAAUGGUCUCCUCCUGUGAAAACCAGUGUUAUGUUAAAGAGAAAACAGACUGGGAGGUGAGUAAGACGACUUACACGUCAGUCUAAUGUGCUGUUCACAGCACAGAAGCAGUUUUACUGGGAUGUGAUGGCUUGAGAAGUGCACAUACAAUCAAUUUACUUGCUGCAAGUAAGAAUAGAUCUUGAUGAACAAGUAAAUACAAUUCCAGAUGCAGAAGCUGUUCAGCAUGACUCAGUGCUAAUGUUUCACAGCAGUUUUAGACAGUCUGAGGAAAAUAUUUGCUUAAAAGAGCAGUUUGGGAAAUAUGCUUAUUCACCUUUUUACGGAGAGUUCGAUGCGAAUAUAGAAACUACUCUCGUUCUGCGCACUUAAUAUGAAGCUGGAGCCAGCAGCCGGGUAUAUUAGCUUAGCUUAGCUUAGGAUAAAGAAUGAAAACUAUGGAAACUGCAUGGCUCUGUCCAAAGGGAAAAUCCACCCAGAAGCACCUCUAAGUCUCACUAUUUAACACAUUGCAUCUCGUUUGUUUAUAUUUCCUAAAAUGUCGACCAUAACCUCCCUUAUGCUGUUGUCCCUGUGUAGCUUAUUCAGACAAUAAAAUUACAUCAGAAAGGCUCUUUUACUGAACCCAGGUGUACUGUUAGAGAUUUGAACACACCAGUCUCAGGACUGAAAGCGAGGAAAAACAAAAUGAUUGUGUUACUUCAUCCAAGGAAUGUCUUAAUGGCAGUAAAUGAUAUGUGAAUCUUUGUGCUGAAAAGGCUUUGGCCUGUUGAGAAUUUAGACGGUGUUUACAUGACUUUGACAUAUGAAUUGUGAUAACCAUUUCUUGACUGUGAAUUAAUUUGGGCUGAUUGAUAUAAUAUGUUGUGUUUACAUCGCUUGUAUUGCUGACUAAAAUAAAAAUAUGUCUCCCAUUCCUCACAUAUUGUAAAAUCACUGGACUAACACUUGAUUUGAGGCCAAUUUAAUGAGAAAGAGGCAAUAAAUCCUUUCAAAGGAU
Messenger RNA from Micropterus salmoides (largemouth bass), 3476 nucleotides. RefSeq names its product NECAP endocytosis associated 1 (gene necap1). NCBI's taxonomy places the organism in Eukaryota, Metazoa, Chordata, Actinopteri, Centrarchiformes, Centrarchidae. Bases 38 to 820 code for a protein of 260 amino acids. Gene Ontology annotation, cellular component: membrane; clathrin vesicle coat. The record is from RefSeq and is a predicted model, not a curated record. Gene Ontology annotation, biological process: endocytosis. The transcript has 8 exons.